AUGUUCACCUUCUCCGCCAGAUUAUGGGCAGCAGCAGGUUGUGCCGUCAUAAGCUAUCUAGCCUAUUCUACGCAGACAUAUUUUACAACUCAGUUACCCAAGGCCGCAUUUCGUGCGUCACGACUGACACCGAGCACUUUUCUUAUCACCGAAUACAAUGAUAUUUUCUCUGAACAUCCUUUCAUAUACGCCAAAGUCGUUCCAUCAGCGAACACAAUCCUCAUCAUCGACACGGGAUGCGGCGGUUUGUCAAAUGACACAGAUAUCGAGAUAACUAGUUUGCGAAAGUUUAUUGAAUCCGCCAAUGUCAAAGAUAAUAAUGGGGCACCAAUUAACGAAGGAGGAAAGAUGGGCUACGUGGUAGCCUUGACACACGUCCAUUACGAUCAUAUUUUGGCGGUUGAAGACUUUAAAGAUUGGCCGAUUCUCGCCUCCGCACAUUCCCCCAGUUUUCUUGAGAAAGAUGCGAUACCCGAGCAUUCCAUUUGUAAUGCGCUAAACUUGACGACUCCUCAAUACACACCAACCCUCGUGCCACACAUGCAUAAUAUUCUUUCAUCCGAUGCCGACAAAAAGCCAUUAGGUAUGACAAUCUUGCACACGCCAGGACAUACACCGGACGAAAUCGCCCUCUAUGAUGAAGUAGAAAAGAUGCUCUACGUCGGAGAUUCUCUCUAUGAAUGGGAGCCAAUUAUUUUCCCGAAAGAAGGGUCGAUCGCAACCUGGUUUUCUUCGAUGGACUAUCUGAUAUCCUUCGUGGAGGAGAAAAACUCUGUACUACAAGGCUCCGAUGACAAGGGUCAAGCACCCUCAGAAAUUCUGAUCAACUCCGGCCACUGUACAGCGCGGCAGCCAGCGUUAGAUGUUCUUAUAAAAGCGAAAUACUUCAUGGAGGACGUAGUUGCGGGAAAAGAAGAGGUGAAAGAGAGGGGCUGGAGUCGGGGAGAGGCAACAGUGAUGUAUGGGAAAACGGGGGAUAGAUUUUCACUCCGUUGCCCAGAGCGGCUAGUGCACGAAGCACAGAAUGUAAUGAGGAAUGACUGA
Molecule: messenger RNA, 1044 nt
Organism: Psilocybe cubensis
Lineage: Eukaryota; Fungi; Basidiomycota; Agaricomycetes; Agaricales; Agrocybaceae
Exons: 3
Coding region: 1-1044 (347 amino acids)
Source: RefSeq, a predicted model, not a curated record